AGCUAUGGCUAUUCUGCACGGUGCUCCUACUGUCCAAAUCACCGACCUCAUACACAAUCACAUGAAAAGGAAAGAUUUACAGAUUACAAUACUAACUGGAUCCACCAUAGGAAGGGUAAGAAACGGAGAUGGCCAUUCAGAUCCCCAGACACAAAAGAAUUGGUGGAGUCCUAUGUCUUCAGCCACUCUCGUAUGGUCUCCUUGGGAUGAAAGGAACAAGACAUAGCCACAAAAUCUAGCCGCAACCAUAGAUUUACAUUCCGAACCCAAAAUAAGGUAUUUGAGCUAUUCCACUCAUAAUAUGAUAAAAACUUCUCAUAACUGUGUGUGGAUAUAAAAGAUAUCAUCUCUGGUUCGAUUUGGAUACUUUAAGAUGGAUUAUGGAUUCUCUUCUAAGGAUUUCUGUAAAUAGAGCUUGGGCUCUCUUUUCCUUUGGUGAUAACCGUACCAUAGAACUAGCUGCUGGUUCAAAUAGAUUGGGUGACUUUGUAAAGAUUCAAGAGAAAAGAAAUGAAGGGAAGAGAUACAUCUUAAUCCCUUCAGGACCUAAGAAUGCUGAUUUGGUUCUGUUCUUCAAGGCAGUGUCUUCAUUCAUUGAUAAGGUCACCAAGACUGAUACAACUAAACCUCUUGAGAUUGCUCCUGCCACUACUACAAUUGCUCAAACAUCAGUACAACCUCAGAAUUUACCAACUGCAACGACAGCUGAGCAUCUUUCACUGAUUCCUCCCCAAUUGGCUACUUUGGGAGUUGAAACACCAGGGUUACAAUUAGAACAAUUUCAAUAUGGAAGUGUAGAACAUAAAAGGGAGAUUGAGGUUGAUAAGCACAUCAAAGGUGAUAACCAAGAGACUUUAUUAUCAAGAAUGUGAGAGCCAGUUGGAUGCCACCCAGGGGGGAACUGUCCAAAUCCCUUCCCUCUUCUGCCUAGCACUACCAUGUCUCCUUUUGCUCCACCCUUCAUACCUGUGAUGAAAAAUACCUUUGCAGCACUUUUCUCUCAAGGACAUGGAAUUCAGAACAAAGUCAAUGAGCAUCUGGAUCCGUUUUCAAAGAUCCAUGAUAGGAGCCUAGUACAUAGUUUGAAUGCAGUGGAGGACUUCAUAGAGGAUAGGGAUGGACCUAUACUCUAUACCCACUCAGACGGGGAGGAUAGAGCAUUCAUAAACUCCAAGCUUAAGCCUCUGCAAGUUGACUUCUCAAGGUGUGUCAAACAAUACUUAAACCUACGCAAGGAACUUCGGGGCACAAGAACAAUUUCACCUUCACAAAUAGUUACGAGAAGCAAAGCAAAAAUUCUUGAAGAAGGUAGGAAAAUAACUCCACUUGUAUGGGAGGAGGAACAAUCCCAAGAUUCAUUCGAAGAGGAAGUCAUCAAAUGCUUUAGACUUUGCUGCCUGAACAAAAAAGAGGUGUGUCCCAA
This is a messenger RNA of Cuscuta campestris, 1423 nucleotides long. NCBI's taxonomy places the organism in Eukaryota, Viridiplantae, Streptophyta, Magnoliopsida, Solanales, Convolvulaceae. The record is from the annotation of a GenBank genome assembly.